Messenger RNA from Auxenochlorella protothecoides, 201 nucleotides. Its product is annotated as 40S ribosomal protein S28. The record is from RefSeq and is a predicted model, not a curated record. NCBI's taxonomy places the organism in Eukaryota, Viridiplantae, Chlorophyta, Trebouxiophyceae, Chlorellales, Chlorellaceae. Gene Ontology annotation, cellular component: cytosolic small ribosomal subunit; ribosome. The coding region runs from base 1 to 201 and encodes 66 amino acids. Gene Ontology annotation, biological process: ribosomal small subunit assembly; maturation of SSU-rRNA; translation. Gene Ontology annotation, molecular function: structural constituent of ribosome. The transcript has 4 exons.
AUGGAGAACAACCCCAUCAAGCUCGCCAUUGUGGUGAAGGUCAUCGGCCGCACCGGCAGCCGUGGCCAGGUCACUCAGGUCCGCGUGAAGUUCCUGAACGACCAGGAGCGUCAGAUCAUGCGGAACGUGAAGGGCCCCGUGCGUGAGGGUGAUGUGCUGACCCUGCUCGAGUCUGAGCGCGAGGCUCGCCGGCUGCGGUGA